Molecule: messenger RNA, 441 nt
Organism: Diorhabda sublineata
Lineage: Eukaryota; Metazoa; Arthropoda; Insecta; Coleoptera; Chrysomelidae
Product: endocuticle structural glycoprotein SgAbd-8-like
Exons: 2
Coding region: 13-441 (142 amino acids)
Cellular component (GO): chitin-based extracellular matrix
Molecular function (GO): structural constituent of chitin-based larval cuticle
Source: RefSeq, a predicted model, not a curated record
UCGUCAAUCAUCAUGAAAGUAGUUUUAGCAUUAUCAACCUUAUUAGCUGUAGCCUUCGGCGCCAGCUUAGAAGUCAACAACCCCAAAAUAAUCCCAAUUAUUAGCCAAGAAAGUGAACUAUCUAUCGAUGGUAACUUCCGUUCAUCUUUCGAAUCAGCGAACGGAAUCAAAGUAUCUGAACAAGGAGUACAAAAGAAUGCCGGAACUAAAGAUGCUGCCUCUGAGGUAGUUGGAACUAUCGAAUGGAAAAGCCCGGAAGGUAUUCCAGUUUAUUUGAAGUACAUCGCUAAUGAAUUCGGGUACCAACCUGAAGGAAAUCUCCUCCCUACUCCUCCAGUAGAUAACAAUACUCCUCCACCAAUCCCACCAGCAAUCCUUAGGUCUUUGGAAUGGAAUGCUGCUCAUCCUGAAGAAGAUGAGGACCGUAACAAGCGUCAAUAG